Rhipicephalus sanguineus (brown dog tick) is the source of this 4858-nucleotide messenger RNA. It is a transcript of the gene Alg9, whose product is annotated as alpha-1,2-mannosyltransferase ALG9. Gene Ontology annotation, molecular function: alpha-1,2-mannosyltransferase activity. The record is from RefSeq and is a predicted model, not a curated record. Gene Ontology annotation, biological process: protein N-linked glycosylation. Gene Ontology annotation, cellular component: endoplasmic reticulum membrane. The transcript has 2 exons. Bases 109 to 1878 code for a protein of 589 amino acids. Lineage: Eukaryota; Metazoa; Arthropoda; Arachnida; Ixodida; Ixodidae.
AGUAUCGACAUCGCCAUCUUCGACGUCUGCUCGUUGAGUGCCAACGCGAUGUCGUGUUGUGAAGUGGUGUAAGCAAGCGUACAAAGCUCACAGCCAUCGGUUAUCGCGAUGGUGCGGCAGCGUCGCAAAGAACCGAGAGACCACCCCAGAAAGCUUCAGCUGGCAGCCAAGUCCAGGCCGCCACCUGCAAAUGAUGACGAACUUGGCCCGUGGGCGCCUCUCCCCUACACUGCUUUCAAAGCAAUUUUGUCCGCUCGACUAUGUGCAGCAGUGUGGAACAAUAUCGCUGAUUGUGACGAGACCUUCAACUAUUGGGAGCCUACGCACUACCUGAUGUAUGGCAAGGGUCUUCAAACCUGGGAAUACUCUCCUCAGUACGCUAUCCGAUCGUAUGCGUACCUUUGGAUCCAUGCGCUUCCGGGCCUUGUCUACAGCAACCUGCUUCAGUCAAACAGAGUUCUCGUGUUUUACUUCAUGCGCUGCAUCUUGGGCUUUGUCUGCGCGCUUUGCGAAGUCUAUUUCUAUAAAGGUGUGCUCAAACGUUUCGGACCGGUAGUUGCACGCUCGACACUAGUUCUGCUUCUAUUUAGCACCGGCAUGUUUGUCUCCUGUACCGCGUACCUGCCAAGCUCAUUUUCCAUGUAUUGCACGAUGGUUGCGUUUGGAGGCUGGUUCCUUGAUGACCAUCGUGUGACAGUGUUCGCCACUGCCGUAGGUGCUCUAUUGGGAUGGCCGUUUUCGGCGGCACUUAGCUUGCCAGCUGCUUACGACAUAGCUUUUGUCAAGCGCAAGCUUCACCCUUUUCUGGUUUCCUGCGUGAGUUCGCUUGCCUUCAUUCUGCCUAUGCUGAUGACCAUUGACACACACUACUUCGGCCGUACCGUGCUGGCGCCACUCAACAUUGUCAUGUACAACGUGUUCAGCAAGCACGGUGCCAACUUGUACGGGGUCGAGCCGUGGUCCUUCUACUUCAAGAACGGACUGCUCAACUUCAAUAUCGCCUUUGCUGCUGCUCUGGCCUCAGCUCCGGCAGUGUUGAUGCGGCCCAAGUCGGCAAGACAAAAUGUGUCGCCACAGGACUGCCUGCUCGAGUUGGCGCCACUGUAUCUUUGGUGCGCGAUUUUCUUCAGCCAAGCACACAAGGAGGAGCGCUUCCUGUUUCCCGUAUACCCGCUCAUAUGCCUGUGUGCCGCCAUCUGUGUCAGUGUGCUCGAGUCUCUCACCAGCCACUAUUCGCGCGCACUGACAGGCAUUGCACGCCGUGCUGCAUCUGCUGUGGCCCAGCACCUCUGGCUCAUAUUUCUCACUGCUUCCACACUGCUGUCCGUAUCCAGGACAGUGGCCCUCUACCGAAAUUUCAGAGCACCCAUGGAGAUAUAUAUGGAGCUUGGGCCACUUGCAAGCAUCGGUGCUGACAGCCAUAGCGGCCAGGUUGACAUUCCACCAUCAACACUUUGUGUGGGGAAAGAGUGGUACCGAUUUCCCUCAUCUUUCUUUCUACCUCAAAACUGGGAACUCUCCUUCAUUGAGUCAGAAUUUCGAGGGCAGCUUCCUAAGCCCUAUGCAUCCAGUGCUAAUGCAACACGCAUCAUACCGACGGAUAUGAAUGAUGCCAAUAAGGAAGAACGGUCUCGCUACCUAAGUCCAAGCCUGUGUGACUACCUUGUUGACACAGAUGGUCAUGAUGUGACUGAUCGUGAACCUGACUACUCGUCCAGUCCAGACUGGGAAGUUGUCACCUCCGUCAAGUUUUUAGAUAGUAAGAGAUCUCCAGUUUAUGCAAGAACCUUUUAUGUGCCAUUUUUAACAGAACGGCAGUGCUCAUAUGUCAACUACUACCUGCUCAAGCGAAAGAAACCAACUAGGAAUAGGGCUUAGCCGUUCUUUAAUUUUUUUUUCUUUAAAUAAUCCACAACCUGAUGUUCAAAGAAAAUGUAAUUGUACUUAAUACUUGGUUUGUUUGUAUAUGUCCAAGACAUUGCAAGCAUGACUACAGAUAACUUUCAGUAAUGAACUAGUUACACGGUCCUCAAAAUUUUACGUACAGGUAGUUAUUGCAUCAUCCAGUUGGCAUUGCUGUAUUUCCGUAGUGCUUGAAAACAGCGAAAACAUUAUUUGCAUGUACACUGUAAAACUGUGUAGAAUACCUUUUUUGUAGUGCUGAUAAGUUGGUACACUAUAAGAUACUGAAAUCUUUAGCUCUGUGUUAAUUGUUGCAAACAUUGUGCGCAUCAGUACAUUGAGUACCAAAACCAGUUCAGUACUUCAACAGCAUUCAUAAAAAUUUGUUCCAUUGGACCAAAAUAUACAUAAGUAUGGCAUGCUUCAAGGUUAUAAAUUGUGUGCUUCUGAAUUGCUGAAAACCAUAAUUGAAAAGCAUUCCACCAUGAAACAUCGCUGAGUCUCGUAACUGUGUUUGCAUUAUGUUUGUGUACAUGCCGUAAUGACAGCUUUGAUUUUAAAAAAGUGGGAUGCUCUCCCAGCACCUACUACACUUUCCUUGCAUUGCUUUCUGGUGCAGUGAUUCAGUUUACUCUGGAAUUGAGAUGUGUCUUGCAUAGCAUACUGCCUUUGAAAGGUGCUGCAGUAACCCACUAAUGCCAUCAGUUUCGCUGCAGACUUUUUACAAACCACACAAAAAUAAGUACAAAAACAACUAUAAAGGCUGGUGAAGAAAAGUGUAAAAUGCUGAGCUGGGAAAUAUCAAAGUACAGGCAAACAAAGAGAUGUUGUUCACUGUAACUUCAAAGGUUCCAUUCUUGCACUUCAUUCUAUCAAUUAUUCUCUUACAUCGAAUGGCUCACAAGAAGUAAAUGCAAUGUUUCACGGUCAUGUAUGAAUCUUUUCUGUAAAUUUAGUUGCACAUGUGCUUUAAAAACUUGUCAUAUCACUUAUGUUGUGCAAUCAGCAGCUGCUAGUGAGUCAUAAGAGAGGUCACGAUGACUUGUACUUAAAAAAUACAUCUAGAAUGAAAAUGCCAGCCCACCAGGUAGGGGGUGUUUCUUUUUUUUUAACCAUACAGAAUUUUUAUACAUUGUCUGUAACAGACAGGAUAGUAAUUGUAGUCCUUAAGUUUAUUUACUUGAAGUGGCCAACAUUACUUGCAUGAGAAACUGAAGUGCAUAAUUGGCUAAUUACAAAAAUUAAUGAUGACCUUUUGAAAGUAAUUAGUUUACAGCAGAUAUUGCAAGUUACUAAUUAAUAAAACAUGUUGCUGGGCUAGUUUAUGCAUGCUCAUGCUUGCUGGUUUGACAGGUGCACAACUUUGUGUGGGACAGUCUUGCAAUAUCUCUGCAUCAACUUCACUGUCCUGUCCAAAGCUGUGCGCUAGUUAAACCAGCAUGCUACAAAUUGCUGCUGAAGAGUUAACAAAAUUUAUCCAUAAAUAAAUUUUUAUGACGAUGCUACUUUCAGUAUACCCAUUCCCAUAGCGCGCGAUGAAAUGCAUGGUCAUUCCAAAGACAUUUGUACUGCAAAGCAUAAAAGAGUAUAUUGAAAUUAAAUUCUGGGGUUUUAGAUGCCAAGAACAUGAUAUGACAAUGAGGCAUCCCAGUGUAAGAGACUCCGGAAUAAUUUUGACCAGCCAGGGUUGUUUGACAAGUGCCUAAAUCUAAAUAGACGGGUGUUUUUUAGCCCUUCACUCUCAUAGAAACACUGCCACCGUGGCCAGGCAACGAAUCCGCCUCAUUCAGCUUAGCAGUAAAACACUUUAGCCGCCAAGCUACCACAGUGUGUCACAAAACUGUUCUGUCAAAAAAGUAAGUGGAACACUCAGUUUGCACUGCACCCUUGAUGGCGCAUAUUAAAACCCACACAAUGCUGAACAUUUGCUCCACGUAGAUAUGCCUUGCCAACUCACCGGCUACAAUUCUAAAACAGCACUAUGUGGCAUCAUGUAAUAAUUAUUAAAGCUAAUUAGUUAAUUUAUGGUAAUUAGCCAGCUAGGUAUUUAGAUUUUUUACGCAAGUAUUAUCUGUCGCUUCAAGUAGUUGAACUCAAAGUACUACACUUAUGCAUUCUUUCAAAUGCUUUGAAAGCAGCCUGUAUAGUAGUAGCCAUGAUGUUUGUUGCAAUGCUCCUUAGGGAGAAGUCUGGCGCUACCAUUUAUGCGAGUUUUCUUAUGGGCGCUGUGGUGACAUGCGAAUGACAGCAUAAUGUGUCUGCGACUCUCGUGUUGGCUGGCGUUGAGUGAGGCUUGACUUAUAAGAUGGAUACGGAUACAAAAGAAAACUUUUGUAGUAGGCUUUCAUUCAUUUAUAUUACAUUCGUCAACAGUUUUCUAACAUGGUAUGCGUAAUAAUGUGGUGAAAAGAAAAGAGAGAAACAGACAACAAACUGUCACAGAGUGAGCAGAGACCUUGUUGUCUGCCCUUCAAUUAGUGUAGAACCGACACCCUUUACACUUCAUAUAACUGUGCAUCCUAGCAAAAGUUUUUAUAAUUAAAUGAAGCAUGUUCUUGUGUAAUACUAAAGCAAAAGGAACUGCUCUUUACAUACAAGCUUUAUUGCAAUAUGAGCCACUGUGACAGAUGGAAUGCUGCUUUGGGUGUUCUGGCUUUUGGAAACGAUGCCAAUCCGAUGUCACCAUAUCCCGGCAUUGCCAUGCAUUAAACAACGUCCAGCGCCAGUUUUCUCCCUAGCUAAUUGUAAGAAGCUGUAUGGUAACAGCCACUAGGCAGCAGUGCUUUCCGAUUGCUGCCCAGAAUGAAGGUGUAUAUGUGGCCAAUUUUGUAUUUAAAGAUUAGGAAUGGUGGCAGUUGAGGAAAUAGGGGGCUAGUUGUCUUGAAAUUUCAUCUAUGAAGUUCAUCAUCAGUGGAGUAGUGACUCCUUCAAAUAAUGGUUUAAGGAGACUAGCCAU